AUGUAUGCUGAGGUUUUGCGAAAUAUUCACGGAUUCAUUAUUGACGAAGUGAGUAUGCAACAUCGCGAUGUCUUGGAUUUUGUUGAUCGAUUGUUGCGCUCUAUUGCUCCUCCAAAUUUACAAUCAUCACCGUUUGGUGGCAAGGUUAUAUUUUAAAAUAAGUAUAUUGUGUGUCGGUUUUCGGUUUUAUUUUUUAUUUAAGUUAGGUAAGCGCCCAAUGAUGCUGAUAUUUUAGAAAUAUCAGUCGGAGGGUUGCCCCCAAAGAGGAAGCCUUCGCGCGGCGGUGGGUGUCAGUAGGUUACACAGAGGGAUAAUACAAGGAAACUCAGCUGUAACUGAAGCGAAUUCCUCGGAAUACGAAAGAUGGUGAAAUUGCUGCCUAGAAUAAAGGCACGGCAUAUUACUAUAUUUAUUCCAUGAUUGGAGAUUUACUUCAGGUUGAUAAAUGUUUGGACA
This is a messenger RNA of Meloidogyne enterolobii, 456 nucleotides long. The record is from the annotation of a GenBank genome assembly. Lineage: Eukaryota; Metazoa; Nematoda; Chromadorea; Rhabditida; Meloidogynidae.